AUGGAACAAAAAAUUAAGAUAAUCUUUUUUUUUAAAAUAGGUAUGUUUAUCUUUCUAAUUUGGAUGAGUACUAUUAAUAAAUCAAUAGGAGCGUAUAAGUAUGAUAUAAAUUUAGAUUUAGGAAAUUAUCUAUUACUAGCAAAAUGAGAAGAAAAAAAUGAUUCUAACAUUGUAAAGUCAUUAGAAGAGAUACAUAAUAAAAAAGAUAACAAUGAAAAGUUUACAUCCAACAAUCAAAAGAGGAACAAAGUAACAAAUACACAAUUAAGGGGAAGCUCGUUAUAUAAAGAAGAAUUUGAUAAACAGUAUAGGUAAUAUAAAAGAAUAAUGUAUGCAGGAAAAAAAUUAUCUGAAUUGGAAAUAUAAAUUUUCAAGUAACUUGAUUACAUAUAUUUUAUUAAAAAAAAAACAUCGUCUAUUGUCAAUAAGAUAUACCAAAAGUUAAUAUGUAAAAAGUUGGGACAUAUAAUAUUUUUACCUACUUUAGUACUUUCGUGGAUGUUAUUAGUAUCAUUAGGAGCUAUAAUUUAUGGUUUUUUUAGUGAUGAAAUCAAAUCACAGUUUGUCUUCAUAUAAUUUCUUGUAUUAUUGGUUAUAUCAAUUGUUAUAUUAAUGUUAUGUUCUGUUUUUACUUAUAUGAAGUUUAGAAAAUAUAAAAGAAUUGUGAAGGGGAAAUGUUAA
Messenger RNA from Plasmodium malariae, 681 nucleotides. The record is from the annotation of a RefSeq genome assembly. NCBI's taxonomy places the organism in Eukaryota, Apicomplexa, Aconoidasida, Haemosporida, Plasmodiidae.